This is a messenger RNA of Cornus florida, 1116 nucleotides long. RefSeq names its product wall-associated receptor kinase 5-like. The transcript has 3 exons. Gene Ontology annotation, molecular function: protein serine/threonine kinase activity; ATP binding. Bases 1 to 1116 code for a protein of 371 amino acids. Gene Ontology annotation, cellular component: plasma membrane. The record is from RefSeq and is a predicted model, not a curated record. Lineage: Eukaryota; Viridiplantae; Streptophyta; Magnoliopsida; Cornales; Cornaceae. Gene Ontology annotation, biological process: protein phosphorylation; cell surface receptor signaling pathway.
AUGCCUCUUGAACUUGCAAGAACUUUGGUGCGCGCGGCCUUCCGGCAAUCCGAUGCGCUCGGCCCUCUAGCUUCAAAGGACGCGUCUUCCUGGGGAGAUGGAGGCUCUCCUCCAACAGCAUUGAUUGCCCACCGAUGCUUUAGUGCACCCACUUCAUUCUCAAGACCCUCGGAUCGACAAGGGGGCACACCUUUGUGCUUUUCCCCAAGUCCUACUCUGAUACCAUUUGUCACGGGCCUAGAGAUUUGGUGCAGCGGCACGGCUCGUGUGGCACCAAGGCGUUGUUUCAGCUCGCGCAACUUGUGCAGCCACGCCUUUGUGGUCGAACAAGAGUGUUAUGGGUUCUCGUCGCUAGAUCUUUGUAGCAACUUAACCGACCUCAAUCCAUACCCUAUGGUGCUAGAUUGGGCAGUCGGUGAGACAAGAUGUGAAGAAGCUAAAAAGAACAAGACAGGUUAUCUAUGUCAGGAGAAUAGCGAGUGCUAUGACUGGGAUGGUGGGGAAGGAUAUCACUGCAGAUGCUCUAAGGGUUACAAGGGGAACGCAUACCUCCCAAACGGUUGCAAAGAACGGUGGUAUAAUGUUACAACAACUGCUUUCCAACUGCAAAAGGAAAGGUUCUGCUCAAGGAGCCAAGAUUUUUACGGAAGAGGAGUUCAAGAGAGCAGCAACAACUUCGGUGAUGGCAAUGUUAUUGGCCAAGGAGGUUAUGGCACAGUUUAUGCAGGAACUCUAAAAGAUGAUAUGGUCGUCGCCAUCAAAAAGUCCAAGGUGGUAGAUCGAGGCCAAAUUGAGCAAUUCGUUAAUGAGGUAGUUAUUCUCUCCCAAAUCAAGCAUCCAAAUGUGGUGAACCACUUGGGUUGUUGCCUAGAAACACCAGUUCCCCUACUAGUAUAUGAAUUUAUCACCAACAAUACCCUCUUCCACCAUAUACAUGAUGAAGGUCAUGUAUCCUCAAUGCCAUGGGAACUGCGCUUGAGAAUAGCAGCAGAAACUGCUGGAGCACUUGCGCAUAUGCAUUCUUAUCCAAUAAGUAUAAUUCAUAGAGAUGUCAAGUCUGCCAACAUUCUAUUGGAUGAUCAUUGCACUGCAAAAGUAUCCGACUUUGGAGUUUAA